This is a messenger RNA of Symbiodinium natans, 2658 nucleotides long. NCBI's taxonomy places the organism in Eukaryota, Dinophyceae, Suessiales, Symbiodiniaceae. The record is from the annotation of a GenBank genome assembly.
AUGAGCUGGGCUCAACAACGAGAAGCGAUUAGAAUUGCAGCCGAGGCCGGGGUCAGGGCGAGGACCUCGGCGGCAGGCUCAGAAACCCUUCCUUUGACACACCACCACCUCCGCUACGCGAUGCUCAGCCGCCCGAACGGCGAGCUCACGAGGGCCGGCCAGUACUACUACCAACUGAUCGACCGGCCGCCCCCCAGCCGGCAGUACGACCGCAACCAACCCCUCAUCCGCGAGGGCCCUAACGAUUACAUCAUGCUCCGGGGCGGCGCCAAAAAGCUGCUCCGCAGCCUCCAACCCAACGGGAACUACCACUUGACCAAGCUCGGGAAGAGCUUCUUCAAGGACAAGUGGGUGGACUGGGUGGUGCACGUGCCCGUCAUCAUCCGCGGCAUCCGGCGAAACGGCAGGAACCGCGACAUGCCCUACGAGCGCACGAAGCGCCUGCCCGUCACGGACCUCAACGUCACACUGCCCCGGCAGAGCGAGGGGCUCUCGGAUGCCCAAGCGGCCCGGAAUCUCAAGGCGUCCGCGCUCGCGCAGCUCGGGAACCCCGAGCCGAACGACAUUAUUUGGGAGCUGUCCGACGAGAGCUACUACCUGGAUGCGACGAGGGAGUGGACCUUCAGCCAGCAGGCCAUGCAGGUCGUAGACGACCGGGUGGUGGUGGAGACCGUCCUGGAUCAGCCCCUGGGGGCUCUGCGGGACGUCUCCUACCAGCUGUACUGCGGCGACGAAAUCGAACAGCGGCCGGACAAGCUUUGCGUCCCUCGGCAGCUCGCGGAGCUGAUGCGGCUGCCGCUGCAGGAGGUGCUUUCGGACUUCGACGCAAUCUGCACCAAAAAAACGUGGCGGGAGGGCAUCACCCCCCGAGAGAUCCGGGAAUUCUGCCUUUGGCGCCAGGCCGCGAUGUUCUACGUGGACUGCCAGGGCCGCCUGCUGGACAAGUACGAGCCUACCGUCAAGGAGCAGCGGGCCGUGGCCUUCACGAGCUGGAACGGCCACGCCUUCUUCUACAAAUCCGCCCCGUACCGGGGCGAGAGGAAGCCAGGCGAAACGCCCGAGUUCAAGGAUUGGCGGGAGUGGGAGGGCGAGGUCGCCAGCGGUCUUUUCUACACUGAAGACCUGGAGCAGGUCCGGAGGGAGCUCCUGGCCGAGGGGCACUGCCGAAGGGUGCGGGGCGGCGAGGACUGCGUCAUCUCCGCCUUCCACGAAGAUCUGGAUGUGCUGCAGGCCUGGAUGGCCUACAUGCUGGACAAAGGCCUUGCCACCUGGCGCGACUUCGUGCACAGCCUGGACGCCACGGCGCACGUGGACCAGGAGUCCGUGGCUCAGGCCCUGCAGAAAAUGGAGGCGGCUUGGCCGGAGGGAGAGGAGCACUACGCGAAGCUGUCGGUGAAUGCCCUCAUCGGGCUCUGCCUCAUCUACACCAUGCGCACCAGCAACCACCAGUUCGACGGCUCCGGGUGCCAGCACCGGGAGCUGUUUCUGGACGCCGCGGGUGGGAUGCACUGGGAUCACAUCUACGUGACCCAGUUGUUGUCCAACCGGAGCUGCCGGCCUGUGCACGACUUCGUGAUGGCCUCGGAGUACGUCGCCGUCUCCAGAAUCCGGGAUGCACUCGCAACCGUGCCGUCGAGGUACCUGAAGGCCGUCAAAACGGACUGCGUCGUCUUCCAGGACCUGCCCAAAAAGUUCCAGGGCCUCGUGGAUGGCUUGGUGCGGGAAAGGCACCCCGACGGCACGCCCGUGUACCGAUGCGAGGAGGUCAAGGGCCUCGAAGGCCAGUAUCGGAUCCCCCGAAUCGAGGCGGAGUGCAUGUGCAACAUUGACACCUGGAAGGUCGCGGAGGACCCUGUGCUCCACUGCCUCGAGGGCGGGAGCCUGCUGCUGACCGGCUACCCGGGCACCGGGAAGACCCACCUGGCACGCCAGAUCGUGACCGCCCUCCGGGAAGAAGGGUACAAGGUGAAGAUCAUCACGAAGACCCACUCCUCCGUGCAGAACUUUGGAAUGCAGGCGGAGACGGCCGACCAUUGGGUGCGGAGCACCGUCCGGAACGGCUACUGCAACAUCGACUGGCUGGUGGCGGAGGAAAUCACGCAGCUCGACACCGGGCUGUGGAACGAUGUCGCCUGCGUCUCCAUGAACCGCAAACGGGAGCUCAAGCACUCCCAGCUGCUCCACGACCUCACCGACGGCUGGCACCACGAGCUCACCGAGAACAUGAGGAGCGACCCGGGCAUCUUCGACUUCCUCCGGUGGCUCCGGGUCGACGAGCCCUGGGAGCACCUGGUCAUCUCCCACGCCCACCGCAUCACGAUCAACGCGCGGGACAACCGUCGCCUGGCCGCGCCGGAAGCUGUGACGAUCGAGUACACCGGCACCGGCCCGACGACCACCAACAUGCCGCAGACCAUGCGGGUCUGGCCCGGCCUGAAGCUCAUCGGCGUCGGCGGCCGCGUGACCAAAGGCAUCUACAUGCGUGUGGCAGAAGUGGGCCCCGAGAAGAUCGUCUUGGACGGCGGCGACUCCUUCACCCACGCCGCCCUCCUGAAACACACCCGGCUGCGCCACGCCAUCACCUACGCCUCGGCGGGUCUUCCUACGCGACACCGAGAGCCCGCACGUCACCCUCAAGCACCUCUAUGUGGGUCCUGA